CAGGCUGCCUUCAGGGUCUGGGUUCUGAUCCAGAUUUAGAGCUCCAGCAACGGUGAUGAUGAUGCUGCCUUCACGGUCCCUGCGUCAUCAUCAAACCAAUAUAACGGUUAAAUGAUGAAGUCUGUGUGUUUAGUCCAGGCCGAAAGACGCUUUUCUGUGCGAUGACUAAAUGUGGUCAUGGGGCGUCGGUGCUCCAGAACCGAACGGUACCGUACCGGAUCGGAUUGGAACUGGUCUGACGCGGUCCUGUUCGGGUUAUUUUGCCUGAAGAUGUGUCAGAGCCUCAUUCUGAACCAGACGGACCCAUGUGGGAGUACAGAUGCUCUUAAACCCGCCUCUUCACUCCUUCAUUUAACCGAGCUAAGCUAACUUAGCCUCCUCCUCCUCCUCCUGCUCUCGUAAAAGAAAUUCAACUUUUUAAAAAUGUUUGCAGAGUUUCUGCUUGUUUUCAUCCCGGUGUUCAGUGAUAUUUCCCUGCAUAUACAUGUUUAAGCCCCGGUUCACCAGAACGCUUUCUGGAAGUGACCUUAAGUGAAACGUUUGGCGUUUUCCUAAUGAUCGGGGGGCGGGGCUAUGUUAUCAUUUUUGAUAUGACGUCACAGUAAAGCGGGGGGCCUCCUGGUGGCCUGACAGGUGUGACACUUUGUUCAGAGAGUUGUCUCAUCAGGUCUUACCCUGUUAGAGCUUUUCUUUUUGCAGAGGCUGUGGUGUAGUGUUUGACACUGGUUUCACAACAGAAAGGUGCAGGUUUGAAUCCCAGCUUAGUGUGGUGUUUGCGUGUUCUCCUCAUGCAGGUGUGGGGUUUCUCCAACAUACCAAAAACACGCUGCAUAGGUUAAUCGGUGGGUCUGAAUUGGGCUUGUAGGUGUGAACGUGCAUGGGCGUGAGUGUGCAGCCAUGCCAGGUUAGAUCACCAAGUAACCCGUUGGGGCUUCACCCAUUCUCCAUUCUCUCCGUUUCAACCUUUGAACAGAAACCAGCAGACCUAAAACAGGUUCUAAGACAGCUUUGGUUUGGUAAAGCAUCACUGUGGAACCUUCAGAUACACUCCAGACUGUCCUUCUAACCCCAACAGCAGAGCAGCAGCUCCUCCUUGUCCUGUCCUGCAUUCGGAGGUCAUCUUUUGGGCCUGCUCCUCUCAGCGUGUGUUCUUCCGGUAGCAGGAGGUGGAUGGUUUGUUUUUGGGUUUUUUUUCUAACGUGGUCUGGAUAAAGCAGCCUCAAAACCAGUUUGAUCUUGGUUCAGUGAGAAGACGAGUGUCAAGGUUACUUGUUGGUGUGUUUGUCCUCUCUGGCAUCCGCUCCACUCACAGGGCCUCACAGGGUUUUGUCGGCUCUAAUAAUAGUGUGGAUCAGGUUCUGGCUUUUCAGGAGCCUCACAAUCUUUGUGGCUUUGGAAGAGGGAGGAGCUGGCUUUCUCCUGCUGGAGUCUGGAUACUUUUGUUCUGCUUUUCUUCUCAUUUUCUGCCACUGAUACGGCUGCUGUGUUGUAUCCGGGGUUCUCUGAAGCAGCAGAAAGUCCAUGCAGCGAUUCCGCCACUAUGAGAAUUCCUACUCCUCCUCCCCACCUCCUGCUGCUCCUGUAGAGGAGAUUCACACUGAGCAGCUGCAGGAGGAGGAGGAGGAGGAGUACACUGAGGAGGAAGAGGAAAUGCAACCUUUGAUACAGGAGUCAGGAGGCGUCACCGAGGAGGAGGUCUUGAAGGAACAGGAGGCUGAGGUCCAGGAGUCGGGUAGGGAAGAAGGAAAGACGGCGCCGGUGGAGAGCAAGAAUGGACAGAGACCAGAAGGGGAGAGGGGCGGAGCUGCCAAGUACUCCCUGUUCACGUGGUUGGCGGUCCUGGCUCUGCUGGGAGUGUGGAGCUCCAUGGCGGUGGUCUACUUGGACAUUGUGGACUAUGACAGUGUGAUUGCCAAAGCUCAGGAGUUUCGAUUGAACUUUUCUGAAGUUCUACAAGGUAAACUGAAGGCCUACGACUCAGACGGAGAUGGAGACUUCGAUGUGGAAGAUGCUAAAGUUCUGCUCGACGACAGGAAGUUAAGAGGCCACGCUGUGAGGAGAGAAAGGCUGGGAAAAGACCAGAGAAAAGACAGGAACAAGAGAGAAGUUAACUCUGCGGUGGUCAGUGAUCCAGAUGUAAGGUCCCCUGAAGUAGAAGCUGCAGGUGGAACGAACACAACCAAAGAAAAUCACCACAUAAGAGGCUCCAGGCUGCGCUCGGCUUUAAAAGAAGAGCUGAGAAUGAUCCACGAGAAAAUGGAGGCCAAGAGGAUUGCACGCAUCGCAUUGAGUGAGAUCAGAGUUCUGCUGGCUGAGGAGGAGGAGCGGAGGGAGGCUGACUGGACUCUGAAGAUGAGGAGUCUGGAGGAAGCUCAAGAGCAUCUGAGGAAAGAGAAGGAAAGGAGUGAGAGGGAGAAAGCUGAGAAUGAAAGGCUGGAAAAGGAGAAGUUGGAAAAGGAAAGGCUGGAAAAGGAGAAGUUGGAGAAGGAAAGGCUGGAAAAGGAGAGGCUGGAGAAAGAGAGGCUGGAGAAAGAGAGGCUGGAAAAGGAGAGGCUGGAAAAGGAGAGGCUGGAGAAGGAGAGGCUGGAGAAGGAGAGGCUGGAAAAGGAGAGGCUGGAAAAGGAGAGGCUGGAAAAGGAGAGGCUGGAGAAGGAGAGGCUGGAAAAGGAGAGGCUGGAGAAGGAGAGGCUGGAGAAGGAGAGGCUGGAGAAGGAGAGGCUGGAAAAGGAGAGGCUGGAGAAGGAGAGGCUGGAGAAGGAGAGGCUGGAAAAGGAGAGGCUGGAGAAGGAGAGGCUGGAAAAGGAGAGGCUGGAGAAAGAGAGGCUGGAAAAGGAGAGGCUGGAGAAGGAGAGGCUGGAAAAGGAGAGGCUGGAGAAGGAGAGGCUGGAGAAGGAGAGGCUGGAAAAGGAGAGGCUGGAGAAGGAGAGGCUGGAAAAGGAGAGGCUGGAAAAGGAGAGGCUGGAGAAGGAGAGGCUGGAGAAGGAGAGGCUGGAAAAGGAGAGGCUGGAGAAGGAGAGGCUGGAGAAGGAGAGGCUGGAGAAGGAGAGGCUGGAGAAGGAGAGGCGGGAAAAGGAGAGGCGGGAAAAGGAGAGGCGGGAAAAGGAGAGGCUGGAAAAGGAGAGGCUAGAAAAGGAGAGGCUAGAAAAGGAAAGGCUGAAGAAGUUGGAGAAUGAAAGGAUUGCAAAGGAAAGAGCUCAGAAGGAGAAAUUAGAAAAGCAGAAAUUGGAGAGGGAAAGGUUAGAAAAAGUGAAGGCAGAGAAGGAAAGGAUAGAAAAUGAGAAAGCUGCAAAAGAAAGGGCACAAAUCGAGCAACAGAAGGCUGAGAGAAAAAGGCUUGAAGAGGAAAGACUUAAAGAUAAGAUUGCCAAGGAGAAAGCUGAGAAAGAACGCCUGGAAAGAGAGAGAAUUGUUUGGGAAAGACUUGAAAAAGAAAGAAUUGCCAAAGAAAGAGCAGAAAGAGAGAGACUGGAAAAAGAAAGAAUAGCCAGAGCGAGGGCGAGAGAAGAGAGGGAAAGACUUGCUAGGGAACUACAGGAGAGAGAGCGCAUUGCAAAAGAAAGGGACAGAGUUUCCAAGGAAAGGCUAGAAAAAGAAAGAAUUGGCAAAGAAAGACUGGAAAGAGAGCGUGUCGCAAAAGAAAGGGAACAAAAUUCCAAAAUGAAGGCAGAAAAUCAAAGAAUGGAGAAAGAAAGUUUAGAAAGAGCUGCUAAAGAGAAGGAACGCAUUAACCAAGAGAGGGCGAGGGUCGCAGAAGAGAGAUCGGUCAAAGAAAAACAGAGAAUAGCUAAAGAACGGGAACAACAAAGACUAGCAACAGAAAGGUUAGAGCGGGAGAAAGCUUCCAGAGAUGAGCUGAUGAAGAAAAGGCAGAGAAUGGUUUCAGAGAAAGCCCAGUGGGAGAAGAAAGAACCGAUGAGAAAUUCCAGAGAGCAACGCUAAGAGACAUGAGACGAUGGACAGGAAAAACAAAACUUCCGAGAUGGAGAAACGAGGCUCUGUGGCUCUCAGGAGAGACGAGAAGAAAAAAUGACGAAGCCGCACAAAGUGAUGACCUCAUAGAUGGUGUUAAAGGAGAUCCACACUAAAGUAGUGUCCAAAUUCCUUCACUACUCAUUACAUGGUUCAUUAUGUAGUGCGUUCACCAAGAGCUCUCCGACUCAAAAAUCCAGUGCCCUAAAGGUUUCCAGAACCUCUGCAGUGGUUCUGUAUUGAUGCUCUCUAGAUUAGCGGAUACAAACCACAUGGCAUUGCACUUGAACAAUUUUUCAUGUCAAAAUUAUUUUUUUGGUUUAUGUCUUAUAAACCUUCCAAGUUUUUAUCAUCAGAACAGUGAAUUCAUAAAUAGUCUUAGUAAAUAGUUGAACUUAUUAGGUUUUUACUUUGGGACAUCUGUGAGGUCAUAUUACCCAUUAAAAAAAAAGUAGUGAGCAUAGUGUCUGAAUUGCAUAUAAAAUCCAGGGCACUAGAUUGUCCUGCACUAUAUUGUUUUUUAGUUGGUGAGGAGGCAGAGAAUUCAGAAAUGGCCCAAGUUUCACAGCCCAACUAUGUGUCAAUGUUCUGCUGUUGUGUAUGUGCACACCAUCUCUGUCCUUCACUUAAAAUUACUUAUGUAGGAGAACUUUCAAACCAGUUAUACAGGUCCAGUCUUAUCGUCCAUCAGACCAGAAUGACGGGAAGAACAUUUGGCUGAAAGGCUGUAAUAGGCAUCGCCACCCACACAGUGUUGAAACCUAAACAUGGAUUCAAGCGUGUAAGAAAGAAAACAGAUCACACUUUAACAGGGGCUUCAAAUCUCCUCACUUCAAGCUGCAAAACUGGUUCCAUUUGAAACCAAAUACUUAACAGAUUCUACAUAAAUGGUCUGGAGCAAAAACUUUAAUAAGUCCUAAAAUGUCAACAAACUUCCCAAAAUGUCAGAAAGACCCUCUUAAGCUGUUCCUUCACCAUUAAAACAAUAAACCAUUAAAUCUUAAUUCUAGCAUGUUAGCAUACAGCGUAUGAACUAUGCAAAUCAGAAAUUUCCUCUGAUACACAAACAAAGUUUAGAUUUGCUCUUUGGUGAAUUUCAAGACACCAAAGACACGUCCCUCUGACCUCUGAAAUAAUUAAAAUACUUUUUUACAAUGGAUUUGUGGGGGAAAUGGCAGCCAUCUUUGGAGUAUUUCAAAAUGUAAACACAGCAAAUUCAGAUGACUGAGUUUAGUUAAAUGACAUCAGGAACCUGCUAACCACAGGCUGUGCUGACAGUGUUUAUAUUCUCCUGGUUGGGUUGAUUAACUGUUUCAGUUGAUCAAGUCAAACCUUCUUUGGCACCACGGGGGGGGGGGGGGGGGUGUAAGCAGAAGGUGCUCGAGGAGACUUCCUGUUUAGAAAAGAAGUUGUCUUUGCUGUCAUAACUGCAGCCUCUGAGAAGACUUGAUAAACUGGACUGGUUUUUGUAGCAACUGCAUUAUUGGUAGAGAUUAGUUCGAGGCUGGUCAGUUAGGGGCAGGACACUCCAGGCACAGAAGCACAGACGAACUUUGAUGAAUCAGUCUUUGAAGCAUCAGGUGAAAGUAUUGAGACUAGAGUCUGGUCACACAUCACUUGUUAGCUUUUCAUCAUUGGUCCAAGUAAAGAGGUUCAGGACAAAAAACCCCACAGAUUUGGGUAGUUUUAUUUGCUUAUUUAUUAUUCCUUUGCUUCCAUUGUUUUUCUGUGACAGACAUCUACUUUGUUGUAGUUUUGAAUUUAGAUAGUAGCAAAUUUGAUUAAUCUAUAAUUUUGAUAAAUGUCGAUUUGUUAGAGGAAUUUGAAAAAGAAGGAACCAUGAGGUGUUGAGACUUGAAGCACUGAAAUAUAUUAUAACAUACUUUAAUAACGUCUGUAAACUAAGAGAAACCUCGACUGUAAGCAGGAACACUUACCUUAUAUUGAUCACGUUGAUUUGCUAGUUUGGUGCUUAGGCUGUGAUCAUACUGGCCUUUUGUGUGUUUAGAUUGUGGUGUUUUAUUUAUUUCAUUGAAGCAAGUUUGAUUAAAGCUGCAUUUUUAAAGGUUUUUUUAUGGAAUUUAUUUUAACUUGUUUCACAUAAACUGAGGGAUGAAAAAAGGCAUCAAAUGCAGCUAAAUGUUUUUCAUUUUUCUACACACAUUUUCAUGUAAAUCAGCUUUUAAUAAAUUAAUCAAUUGAUAUGAAAACAUCAAUACACCUUUUAUGGAAAAAAAAAUGUCAUCUGUAAAAAUCGGAUCUUAUUUAUUCGUGUUUAAACUUUGAAUGCUUGUUUAUUUAAUGUUAAUGAAAAGAAGAACUUGUGACUUUUCAUUAGUAUAUCCAUUCAUUUUAAGGUCCUGUAUCGUGCUUUUCUUAAGCCUUUCAGAAUAAACUAUACCCAUAUA
Messenger RNA from Oryzias latipes (Japanese medaka), 6377 nucleotides. Lineage: Eukaryota; Metazoa; Chordata; Actinopteri; Beloniformes; Adrianichthyidae. The record is from RefSeq and is a predicted model, not a curated record.